Messenger RNA from Lachancea lanzarotensis, 1422 nucleotides. RefSeq names its product LALA0S08e03136g1_1 (gene JHD1). The coding region runs from base 1 to 1422 and encodes 473 amino acids. The transcript has a single exon. Gene Ontology annotation, molecular function: transcription coregulator activity; histone demethylase activity. Lineage: Eukaryota; Fungi; Ascomycota; Saccharomycetes; Saccharomycetales; Saccharomycetaceae. The record is from RefSeq and is a predicted model, not a curated record. Gene Ontology annotation, biological process: protein demethylation; regulation of transcription by RNA polymerase II.
AUGGGCUCUGAGUCUUGUUCGUUUUGCUCAAGAGACGACCCCGGCAAAACGCUAUGGGUGCAAUGCGAACUGUGCGACCAAUGGGAUCAUGUUACAUGCGUACCGAUGAAAUACCUUCACAACAUUACCGGUGAACCUUGUACCACGUAUCCGAAAUCUUCGGCACAAAUUGUGCGCUACAAUUGUCUUAAACACAGUGACUCAGUUUUGGAAACUAAAGGUGCCAAUAAGAAACGAAAAGUUGACACAUUUGUCGAUAAGCCAAAUGACAUAGAACCCAAACGAUAUGGAUUGCGCAGAAAGAAACAAAUAGACUACAUCUCUUUGAAUGAAGGAGAACUCAAAAGAUCCAAAAAUGAACACCCGCAUCUAAGUCCUUUUUUGGCAUGCUUUAAUCGCUGGGAAAAUACCACUAACGUCAUCACAGUCUCGGAGCUGGAACAGCAAUUUGACUCCAUUAGAAAACCGCUUAAAGUCUUGGAUCCUGAAAACUCGGGUAUGCAAGUACCCAAUGGGCCUGACGGUGGAAUUUUAACCGUUGAUGCCGUAACUCAAUAUCUGGGGAACCAGUACAGAGUGGACGUUAUGGACGUGCAAUCCCAACAAAACUCCAAUUGGACUAUGGAACAAUGGAACAAUUAUUUCACAAAUGGUACUAUCAAUACACGCGAUCGCAUCCGCAAUGUGAUCUCUUUGGAAGUCUCACACGUUGAGAGAUUCAAAACCGAGCUGCAACGACCCAAUGUGGUAGAAACGAAAGAUCUCGUGAACUGCGUGUGGGACGCCAUUCCAGACGACUCCAAAAGACCAAAAGUGACUAAAUAUGUGUUGAUGUCGGUCGAAAAUGCCUUUACAGACUUCCAUUUGGAUUUUGCCGGCACAUCGGUCUACUACAAAGUUGUAUCUGGAGGCAAGAAGUUCAUUUUAUUCCCACCAACCCUUCAUAACCUCGAGCGCUACACUAAAUGGUGCGACAGUGACCAGCAGAACCUCAUUUUCCUCGGAGACGAGCUUGAGGACGGCGUGGCGAUGGAAUUGUUUUCGGGCGACCUUUUCAUGAUUCCUUGUGGCUACAUACACGCGGUUUACACACCAAAAGACUCGCUGGUCAUCGGAGGCAAUUUUCUGACGCUACGAGAUCUCGAGACGCAACUUCAAAUAGUGGAAAUCGAGCGUGUCACCAAAGUUCCCAAAAAAUUCACAUUUCCACAAUUUGACAUUGUGAUGGGCAAAACUUCAGAGUGUAUUUUAUCGAGCAAAGAAACCUCAUUCAAGACUCUACCGCCACGCCAGCUGAAUACUCUUCUGUCCUAUCUCAGAGAUCCUAGGUCCAAAUAUAAACCUGUCAACUUUUCAAGCAAAAAAGAGCUUGUAAAACAGCUCACAAAAGAGCUACAACAACGAGAGAAAGAGCAAACAUGA